GAUAAAUAUUAAUUAAUAAUACUAUCAAUAUUUUGACAAUUGUCAAAGCAAAUUGUUUAUCCAAGGCGAUUCUUGUCGGUUGCUCUCUUUUGAGUGCGAAUUGUUUUUUCAGAAAAUGAAUACUCCAAGUUAUCAACCUGUAUUUGUUGGAAGUUAUUUACCAUUUGAAAAUGGAUAUCACAUUAUAUAUGAUAAUCGGUAUACUUUGCAAGUGCCCCAAAACGAACAGAUGACAGAUAAAUAUGAAUAUUGCUCACCUCCUCAAAUGAUCGGAUAUGGGCCAACACCCGUAGUAAUUGGAUAUGUGUCGACACCCGUAUUAAUUGGAUAUUCGUCGAUACCCGUAGUAAUCGGAUAUGGACUGACACCCGAAAUGAAUGUAUAUGUACCUCCGCCAGCAAAUCAGCAUUAUGGCCUGCCAACACAAGUGCUAGAACAUCAGCAAGCGCAAGAAUUAUUUGAAUAUGAGCAACCAUUUGAACUGCUCGAAGUUCAGCAACAUCAGCAACAACCAGAAAUUCUCGGACAGGAGCAUUCAGCUCAGUUUACUUCAAGAAUAGUACAGCCAGAUUCAAAGCUGCCAUCGGAAACUUCUAAAUCUUUAUUAGAUUCGAGUCAUCUGUCUAUUAAUGCUUCCGAUCCUCAAAUCAAUGAAGAGCAAGACGUAAAUCAAAUGUGCAAAGUUGGAUUGGAACCGAACAUUUCUACAGUUUCCAAUGAAGAAACGAACAUCGUUAAAGAUAACAAUCAAGAAAUUACUAAAAAUAAAAUUAAAAACAGCGCUUUUACAGAAAAUACUGUUGAAAGCAAACCAUAAUUAUCUUCUAUUUAAGUUUAAAUUUAAAUAAAUUAUUUCAUUCAAUUUUAUAAUUCUUUAGUCGUUUAAAGUUGAUCAUUGAUUAAUACAAAAUUGUAAUACUGUAUUAAUAAAGUAUUCUUAAAAAGUA
Messenger RNA from Centruroides sculpturatus (bark scorpion), 947 nucleotides. RefSeq lists its product as uncharacterized. Lineage: Eukaryota; Metazoa; Arthropoda; Arachnida; Scorpiones; Buthidae. Bases 116 to 817 code for a protein of 233 amino acids. The transcript is spliced from 4 exons. The record is from RefSeq and is a predicted model, not a curated record.